This is a messenger RNA of Boleophthalmus pectinirostris (great blue-spotted mudskipper), 3802 nucleotides long. RefSeq names its product serine/threonine kinase 24b (STE20 homolog, yeast) (gene stk24b). The transcript has 11 exons. The record is from RefSeq and is a predicted model, not a curated record. The coding region runs from base 715 to 2013 and encodes 432 amino acids. Gene Ontology annotation, biological process: protein phosphorylation. Gene Ontology annotation, molecular function: protein kinase activity; ATP binding. Lineage: Eukaryota; Metazoa; Chordata; Actinopteri; Gobiiformes; Gobiidae.
CAAGAUGGCCGAGAGUACGGGACGAAAGUGAGGGAGGAAACAAAAACAGAGGCGAGCUGUCCGCGCUGCUGAUGUGUGACCUGUAGAGCUCCAGAGUACACGGUACUGCAGAGAUACGAGCCUGGGUGGAGCGGUCCGGAGACGGAUUUUGUGACGGACAUUCGCGUUAUGCCGACAGCCUGUGCUCAGAGGCAGCCCGCUGACAGAGCAUUUGUCAGGUCGUCUGUGGUGGCUAGCUAACGAGCUAACCAUGUUAGCUAGCUGACAACACUGCUGGGAGUUUAAUCGUUUUCAGAGAGUGACAGCAGGACUGAGAAGACAUAUAGGGCUGUUGACGCACCCUAUGACUUACAUGCGGUGUUAGUUGUUGAGGCAUCACUCUUUUAUGCUGGAAAUUGGAGUGAACCUAAUGCUAGUAAAUGGUUACCUCCUCGGUUAGCAAGCUAACAUUGCGGAUUUCUCCGAAUUAGCCAUAGCAGACCGCUAUGAGCUUGGUCAGCUGUUAAAGGCUCCUUGAAGUUGCUUGAAAGAGCAUAGCAGGCUUCGACAAGAGGAACUGGGUUUGAAAAGUCUGCACAACCUAACCAGAAGCAACAGCAGCGGACUGUUUCUCGGACAUCAAAGUUUUUGAUCACUUAUAAACGACCGAGCUGUGUUUACCGACACCGACUGAAGCGUCUGCGAGACCCGCGGUGUGGCGCAGGGAGCAUCACCAUGGCCCACUCUCCAGUGCAGGGCCACCUGCCCGGGAUGCAGAACACUAAAGUGGACCCAGAGGAGCUGUUUACCAAGCUGGAGCGCAUAGGCAAGGGCUCGUUUGGCGAAGUGUUCAAAGGCAUCGACAAUCGCACGCAGAAGGUUGUGGCCAUCAAAAUCAUAGACCUGGAAGAGGCAGAGGAUGAGAUUGAAGACAUCCAGCAGGAGAUCACUGUGCUCAGCCAGUGUGACAGCCCAUUCAUCACCAAGUAUUACGGCUCAUAUCUCAAGGACACAAAGCUAUGGAUCAUCAUGGAAUACUUGGGAGGAGGCUCAGCAUUAGAUUUGAUGGAACCAGGGCCCCUAGAUGAGAUCCAGAUUGCAACCAUCUUGAGAGAGAUCCUGAAGGGCCUGGAAUAUUUGCACUCAGAGAAGAAGAUCCACAGAGAUAUUAAAGCGGCCAACGUGCUGCUGUCUGAGCAGGGAGAGGUGAAGCUGGCGGACUUUGGCGUGGCGGGGCAGCUCACAGACACCCAGAUCAAACGCAACACUUUUGUCGGCACACCGUUCUGGAUGGCACCAGAGGUCAUCAAGCAGUCAGCAUAUGACUCUAAGGCUGACAUCUGGUCUCUGGGCAUCACAGCCAUUGAACUGGCGAAAGGUGAGCCUCCGCACUCAGAACUGCACCCCAUGAAGGUUUUAUUCCUUAUUCCAAAGAACAACCCGCCCACACUGGAGGGCAACUACAGCAAACCGCUCAAGGAGUUUGUCGAGGCUUGUCUCAACAAAGAGCCCAGUUUUAGGCCAACUGCCAAAGAGCUGCUGAAGCAUAAGCUGAUUGUGCGCCACGCGAAAAAGACCUCAUACUUGAUCGAGCUGGUGGACAAGUACAAGAGGUGGAAGGCAGAGCAGGCCAGAGCCAAUGAGUCCAGUUCAGAUGAAUCAGACUCAGAACAGGAUGGACAGGCGUCAGGUGGGAACGAUUUCGGCAGCGAUGACUGGAUCUUCACCAUCAGAGAGAAGGACCCCAAGAAGCUGCAGAACGGAGAGGGGCAGUCUGGAGCAACAGACAAGACAAAAGACAUUCCAAAGAGGCCUUAUUCACAGAGCCUGACCACUGUCAUCUCUCCUGCAUUAGCUGAGCUGAAGGCGCGACAGGAGCAAGUGAAUGGUAACCCCAUGGUCCUGGAUGAGCUGCGGGAGGCCAUCUUACUAGCAGAGGAGGCUUAUCCCGGCAUCUCAGAUUCACUCGUGGCGCACAUGGUCCACCGACUUCAGAGUUAUUCGACAAGCAGGACGUCUUCCUCCUCUACCUAGUGAUCGCUUGGCUACCACAGACCAGCUUCUUUCCCCAAGCGCAACCCUUCACACAGCGGCCACGUUUGCCAGCAGGGGUCACUCUAAACCAGCUGAACACAAUUGACCACCUGCUUUUGAGAAAGGGUCAACCAAGCUUGUAAAAAAAAAAGAUACCGAACUCCAGACACUUCUUAGCAGUGCACUGAGAAACUCUUGGAAGGAGCUUUUUGUAGUUUUUAGACGGCGGAGCAACUCGGGACGCUUGUAGGCUUUGUCGGACUUUGUAAAUGCUCCACUUGCAAGACAAAACUCAAGAGCGCCUGAAAUUUUCUCGACAAAGAGCUGAAAAUUCUCCCCUAAUUCAAGACAAGAUUCCUCCACUCCUCCUCCGCUGAAUGCAGGCGUCAUCCCCAUAGGAAAGCAUGAUGAGUUGUGCAAAUGGGUGCGAGUGUGCUUGCGUGUGUGCUCUCCGACUCCCCCUAGAGGCAAAAAAAGAGCAUUCUUAUUGAAACCUCAGGUAAAGUGCUUUAAGUGGAGAGGAGGGGUCGCCAUGCUGUACCUGUACAUGAUUACAAGUAGUUUUUGUUUUGUUGCGGGGGGAAAAACAAAUCACUGUGUACAAAAUGGUCAUGUGCAUUUUGUAGAUACUGAUCAUGUUUCAAAAGUAGAUAUUUAAAAAUUUCAAGAACUCCAACAGAAAGAAACAGAAAAUGCCUUGCCUUUUAAGAUCUUCACAUCUUUAUUUUUGGCAUUUCUUUUCAUUUCACGUUUAAUUAUGUCUGUAUUUGUAUUUCCGUUCAGUAUUUCAGUGGUUCAGAAGCUGAUCCAAUUUAACAUUUCAGUCUCCUGCUGAGCAACAAAACGCACUGUUCAGGAGAUAUGACGAUCUUUUGUGUAGGCAGAGGGAGACUUUAUUUGUGCUGUUACCGUGUAGGCAGUUUUCAAUUGUGUAGAUGUUGUCAGAGGAGGUCAGCAGUGUUUCUGAAAUGACUUUGAAAGUGUCUACGAUUGACAUUUAAAUUCUCAUUAGGACAAAUUAUAAUGAAUGCCGCCAAGGACAAAAAGGCCUCUAUGGCUGACUGAAUGCUGAUCGCGAAGUAUUCUCCUUGCUUGUUAUUUUUCCUUAGCAUUAUUUAGAAAGUAAUGUGGAGGUGAGAACAUGUGGCAAGGACCAUAACAGGAAAUACGACAUCAGGCCAAAAAACUUGCCAAGUCCAGACGCCAUUUUGAUUUUUCUCUAAACAUUUCCUGUCUCACUUCCACACGAUGCUAGGAGUGCCAUGUCCUCUUUUAUCUCUCACCAGACGUUUGUAGUAUGAUUUGCACCUUUUUCUAAUUUCAGAUCCUGUUUUUUGCACUUUGAAAGUGUGUGAAGUAUUUUAAAAAAUCUGUAUUAGGAAAAACAAAUGAAAAAGUCGCUAAUAGCCAUGUUUUACUAUAUAUGUUUACUUAAGAGUUCCAGAAUUUACUACUGUGCUAAUGCAGCAAUAAUGUUGAGGAGUUGCUUCAAGACGCACUUGUCAACACAGGGAUUGAAAGAAAUAUCUGAUAUUUUUAUAACUGCAAAGAGUAAGUAUGGAUUAUGGAAUGCUUUAUGGAUAUGGGCAAAAAUAUCUAUACCUUACAGAAAACAUAUGCUACGGAAAUGACUACGAAAUCUGUACAUUUGGUCUCCUUUAUUAUAGCGGACAGUUUAUAGUACUGUAUAUAAUCUUUGCUUGUGUCAUCUGAGAAUUCCCAAGUUUAAAUGUAAGCUCCUUGUAAGCUUUCAAAGUGACAUGAGAAAUAAAGAUCUAAUGCUAACUAA